GUGGCGAAUGGCUCCAGCAGUAAAGUCCACUAUAUUGCCAGUCAGAUGAUUCUCCCCAAAGCUACGGGCCUGGAAGGCUGCACAGUGGUCAGUUAUUAUCGGCUCCUUCUUCAGAAAGCUGCAGAGUAUGAGCUGGGAUCCACUGAUCCUGGAACAACCUCCUAGACCCCCAGCACCAACCCUGCUGCUGAUUCCUCACCAUUCUCCAGCCAGCAGCAUCUUUAAUGCCUCAGGGUUUCUUUCCCUGUCACAGCAAAGUUCACAGUACCAGGACGGCAUCCUAAAUCCCACCCCUCCAUGGCAACAGUCGCCAGGACUAGUUACUUCAUCAGCCGAGCAGGAGAGAAGCUGCAGUACCCAGGACGGUGGAGAUGAGCACAGCAGGCGGACGGACAACAACAAAACACCACAUCGUGCACAGAGAGGCUGCCUGGAAUACUGUGAAGUCACAGAGGAGAGAGCGUUGUCACCUUUUCCUUCUUCCAGGAGUCCAUCAUUUGCCAAACACCCAUGCUCAUCUAUUGGGGGAGCUGUUGGAAACACGCCCACCCUGAACAUUUCAUUCAGUCCGUCCGCACCGGGCCACAACAGCUCCAAGGCAGAGGAGUUAUCUACUAAACAACUCACUGAAACAGAUCUGUUGAGCUCCUUGGCCUGGGAAGAUUUGCCUUUCUCUGAGAGUCUUACAGAGUUUUUGUGUGAGGAAAACAACAAUUUUGACAUCGUCAGUGAAACGGAGCCACGUUUAAAUGUGCAAAACCAGAAAGAAACGGCAAGAAACAACUUGGACCCGGACAAGAAAGUAUCACAUGAAUCAGCCUCUGCUUGUCAAAGGAACAUGCAGAUAACAGACACGAGAUUACUGGAUACCAUCGGUACUCCUGCGCCGCAUGAACGUGGCAGACACGAUUUAUCUGACCGGGUAUAUAAGAACCCUGCUGGAUGUGCAAACAAGAGUCAAGACAUUUGUUCUCGUGAGUGUUUUCAGGACGACGACAAAGUCAGUUUUCUGUCUUUGCAAAAUGAAGAAGAAGAGCAGCUUGAAGACGACACCUACAACUGUUCAGCAGACCUCUUCGGCAGCUCACUCAUAAUGGACAUGAACACUAACGAGCUCAACACACGUGCAGAAACUGUCAGGACGGCCACAGGGCCUCGCCCACUGCUCUCCAAACCAAUCAAACGGCCCCCGAGGAGUGGAAGGGAAGCUCAUUCAACACCACACAGAAAGAAACUGAAAAGGAAAAAAUGUCUUAACAGAGAAAGUUUAAUUCCAACAGGGACACAAGAUCUGGACUUCAUCCCUCCCUGUCAGUCCACCCCCAUUGUAAAAGUAGCUGGUGUGACCCGGUCCUCUGCCUCCUUCAGAUCACAACCUGAAGAUUCUUGUGCUUCUGACAGAAAUCAGCUUGAAUCGGACAGUAAGAAGACGGCCAGCACCACAUCUUCUCUUUGCAAGUUAAAGUGUGCCAGUGCUAAGCAGCUGUCCCAGAGUGGCAGAGAGCGGACAAAAGAAAACGUGUCGUGGAGUACGACAUCCAGCAGACACAGAUUUACCCCCAAAAGGAGGUUCUGGAAACCAGACGAGCAUAACAACCGUCUUGUGGCUCAGCAGCACCUGAGUGUCCAGAGAACUCCAAACCAAAGCAUCAAGCACAAAUGUGACUCGAGUGAUUGUGAUGCGACUGACAAUGAAGUCGUUGUUCCUCCGACUCCAGCGGCUGAAACCCGACUGAGUGUGAAGCUCAGAAGAAGACUGCAGACUGAACUCAGCAGCAGUUCUCUGGGAUAUUCUUGCAAAGGGCAGCCGGGAGAUAAAGUUAACUGUAAAAGGACUUUGUUGGAUCAAACUCUCACGUGUUCGCGGAGAGGCCUCGCACAAACCGCAAACUGUGACAAUGAGACGAUUGAUGAGGACCAAUCUGAUUGUUGCCUCCUUGAUGAUCAGAACGAGGCAUGUGAUUGGUCGAGAGAUCUGUUCUCUGACUCGGUCUGAGAGGUUCUUUUGCAGAUGGCCUUUACAAAUUGAGCCAUUUUUUAAAAUGUAUUUCAGCAUGGUACUCCAAAGAUCUAAGAAUAGAGCACAUAUAUUAAACACUAAAGACAGGAGAAGCCAUACCUGCCCCAUUUUCUGCUAUAUGCACUUUAUUUUUAAUACUUUACUCCAAAAAUGAUAAUUUGGAUAGCAAUUCCUCAGCACCCUGUGUUGCUUCACUUCUUAAAGAAAACUUUGUUUUUCUUGCGUGCAUGUUGGCCAUACCGUGUAGGAUGUGCCGCUGUGUUUUUAAAGUCUUUCUGCAGCUGCAGCUUGUCUCUGUACCCUCUUACUCAUAACCCUUUUAGUUCUCUAUUGGUUCCACGGCUAUUAAAGCAAAGUGACAGUAAAGGGAUAAUAUGUGUAUGAUUCUCUAUUUUCUUUUAGCCUUUAUUAAUAGAAAAUAGAGACGCGCUGGUACUGGAACAGAAAUUCCUGCUGGUAUUGGACCAGAGAUGUGCUAUGCACCUCAGUUACAAGUAAAAGCACUUCAUUCAAAAUCUUACUUAAGUAAAAGUAUCGAGAUGUUCUACAAAUACCAAAAGUAAAAGCGCAACCCUUCCUCGUGAUAGUAUACAGUAUAUUAUACUAUUGGAUUAUAAUUAUUGUAUAUAUUAUGUGUGCAUCACUUUAAUGUAGCAGCUGGUAAAGGUGGAGCUCAUUUUAAUUGCCUUAUAUAUGGCUGGUGUAUCUUAAUCCAUAUUAAUACAUUUUUAAAUCUAUGAUUGUAAAGCAUUACAUUCAGAAAAACAAUCCUCUGCAACGAUUAGUCUACUUCGAUUAGUCGAUCGACAGAAAAAGAAUCGCUAACUAUUGUGAUUAUCGAUUAAUUAUUGAAGUAAUUUGCUGAACUCUGUCCCCUCCCACCCCCCUCUCCCCCUGCCCCCUAAUGGACCUGGAUUGUAGAUUGUUAUUUUUAUAUAUUUAUUGUUGUGCCUUCUUUUUUGUAUACCUCUUUUAUGUGUGUAUAUGUGGGUAUGAGUAUAUAUAUGUGUGUGUGUGUGUGUAUAUAUAUUUAUUUUUUCUGGGACUGUGAGAAACGGCAUUUCGAUCUCCUUGUUUGUAUCAAACAUGGGGAAAUUGACAAUAAAAUUGACUUUGACGUUGAAAUUUU
Cottoperca gobio is the source of this 3149-nucleotide messenger RNA. RefSeq names its product DNA damage-induced apoptosis suppressor (gene ddias). NCBI's taxonomy places the organism in Eukaryota, Metazoa, Chordata, Actinopteri, Perciformes, Bovichtidae. Bases 128 to 1996 code for a protein of 622 amino acids. Gene Ontology annotation, biological process: negative regulation of intrinsic apoptotic signaling pathway in response to DNA damage. The record is from RefSeq and is a predicted model, not a curated record. The transcript is spliced from 2 exons. Gene Ontology annotation, cellular component: nucleus; cytoplasm.